This is a messenger RNA of Microthlaspi erraticum, 3015 nucleotides long. NCBI's taxonomy places the organism in Eukaryota, Viridiplantae, Streptophyta, Magnoliopsida, Brassicales, Brassicaceae. The record is from the annotation of a GenBank genome assembly.
AUGUUGUCUCUCGGCGGUGGGAUUGGAAACUACUCAAUUGGGUCUAGAGACGACGCAAAAGUGGUUGCGGAUUACCUGUGGAACAACUUCUUGGGAGGAAAAUCAUCGUCACGUCCAUUAGGUGAUGCUGUUCUUGACGGUAUUGACUUUAAUAUCGAGCUUGGCUCUCCUCAGCACUGGGAUGAUCUCGCUAGCUCUCUUUCAAAAUUUAGCAACCGAGGAAGGAAAGUGUAUCUAUCAGGAGCCCCACAAUGUCCAUUUCCUGAUAGAUUAAUGGGAAGUGCUCUUAACACUAAACUCUUCGACUAUGUUUGGAUCCAGUUCUACAACAAUGCACCGUGUCAAUACACUUCAGGUAAUACUAAAAGCCUUUUGGACUCGUGGAACACGUGGACCACUUCGAUCACCGCCGAGAAAAUCUUUCUUGGCCUUCCGGCAGCUCCUGAAGCCGCUGGAAGUGGCUCGGUUCAAGUUGGUGCCAUUGAACCACGAAUCGGUUUGGGUUCAAAGUUAAAAGCCAGUGAACCGAACCGUGCAUGGGUUUCCGCUAACGGUACUUUUGCAAUCGGGUUUACCCGGAUUAAACCAACCGACCGGUUCUUACUGAGCAUUUGGUUCGCACAACUUCCUGGUGAUCCAACGAUCGUUUGGUCUCCAAAUAGAAACUCCCCAGUCACAAAAGAAGCCGUCUUGGAGCUAGAAGCCACCGGAAACCUCGUACUCUCCGACCGAACCACAGUCAUUUGGACUUCAAACACCUCAAACCACGGCGUGGAAUCAGUGACCAUGUCCGAAUCCGGAAACUUCCUCCUCCUUGGAACACAAGGUACUGCUUCUCCGGCCAUUUGGCAGAGCUUUUCACAACCCUCCGACACUCUCCUUCCAAACCAACCCCUAACCGUUUCUCUGGAACUAACCUCUAACCCAUCCCCGUGGCGCCAUGGCCAUUACUCCCUGAAAAUGCUUCAGCAUCACACUUCGCUUAGCCUCGGCCUAACUUACAACAUCAAUCUUGACCCUCACGCAAACUACUCCUACUGGUCCGGACCAGAGAUUUCAAACGUUACCGGAGAUGUUACCGCCGUUCUUGAUGAUACUGGAAGCUUCAAGAUCGUUUACGGAGAAUCCUCAACGGGAGCAGUGUACGUCUACAAGAACCCGGCAGACGAAAACCGGAAUUUCCGGUUAUCGAAAACACCGGUUACGCGGAGAUUGGUAUUGGAAAACAACGGGAAUCUCCGGUUGUACCGAUGGGACAACGACAUGAACGGUUCAAGCCAGUGGGUGCCUGAAUGGGCAGCUGUAUCAAAUCCGUGUGACAUAGCUGGGAUUUGCGGUAACGGAGUUUGCAAUUUGGACCGAACCAAGAAAAACGCAGACUGUUUAUGUUUGCCCGGUUCGGUUAAGCUUCCUGAUCAAGAAAACGCUAAACUCUGUUCAGACAACUCAUCUUUGGUGCAAGAAUGUGAGAGAAGCAUCAACCGUAACGGUACCUUCAAGAUCUCAACCGUCCAAGAGACAAACUACUAUUUCUCAGAACGUUCGGUCAUCGAGAAUUACAGCGAUAUCGGAAACGUGAGGAGUUGUGGUGAGAUGUGUCUGUCGGAUUGUAAGUGUGUGGCUUCGGUUUACGGUUUAGAUGAUGAGAAGCCUUAUUGUUGGAUUCUAAAGAGACUGGAUUUUGGCGGGUUUCGAGAUCCUGGUUCGACCCUUUUCGUGAAGACUAGAGCUAACGAGUCUUAUUCCUCGAAUUCGAAUGAUAAUAAUGAUUCUAAAUCACGUAAGAGCCACGGAUUAAGACAAAAGGUUCUUGUGAUUCCUAUAGUUGUGGGGAUGCUUGUGCUUGUGGCACUGCUUGGGAUGUUGUUAUACUAUAAUGUAGAUAGGAAGAGAACACUAAAGAAAGCUGCAAAGAACUCGUUGAUCCUUUGUGACUCUCCUGUGAGUUUCACUUACCGCGAACUCCAGAACAGUACAAACAAUUUCUCCCAACUUCUUGGAUCAGGUGGAUUUGGGACAGUAUACAAAGGAAUAAUAGCGGGUGAAACGCUGGUCGCAGUGAAGAGAUUAGACAGAGUUUUAUCUCAGGGAGAAAGAGAGUUUAUCACUGAAGUCAAUACCAUUGGCUCAAUGCAUCACAUGAACCUCGUUCGCUUGUGUGGUUACUGCUCCGACGACUCACACCGUCUUCUAGUUUAUGAGUACAUGAUAAAUGGGUCUUUAGACAAAUGGAUAUUCUCUUCGGAUCGGUCGAGUCAACACCUUGAUUGGCAAACACGUUUCGAGAUAGCGAUGGCGACUGCGCAGGGGAUUGCUUAUUUUCAUGAGCAGUGUCGGAAUAGGAUUAUUCACUGCGACAUUAAACCUGAAAACAUUUUGCUGGAUGAAAACUUCUGUCCCAAGGUAUCGGAUUUUGGGCUCGCGAAGAUGAUGGGGAGAGAGCAUUCGCAAGUGGUUACGAUGAUUAGAGGCACGAGAGGGUAUUUAGCACCGGAAUGGGUCAGUAACCGCCCGAUCACAGUGAAGGCCGAUGUGUAUAGCUAUGGGAUGCUUCUUCUUGAGAUUGUUGGUGGUCGGAGAAAUCUUGAUGUGUCCUAUGAUGCUGAGAAUUUCUUUUACCCUGGAUGGGCCUACAAGGAACUAACAAAUGGGACGGCUUUGAAAGUUGUGGAUAGGAGGCUACAAGGAGUAGCAGAUGAAAGAGAAGUAGUGAAAGCUCUUAAGGUGGCUUUCUGGUGCAUACAAGACGAUGUAUCGAUGAGGCCGUCGAUGGGAGAGGUGGUGAAGCUUUUAGAAGGUUCUUCGGAGGAGAUAAAUUUGCCACCGAUGCCGCAGACGAUUCUGGAACUUAUAGAAGAAGGAUUGGAGGAUGUGUAUAGAGCGAUGAGGAGAGAGAUUAACAAUCAGCUUAGCUCUUUCACUGUUAAUAGUAAUACCAUCACAACCUCUCAGAGCUAUCUUUCCUCGUCUCGGUCUCAUGCUACUUGUAGUUACUCUUCAAUGUCUCCUAGGUAG